This is a messenger RNA of Eleginops maclovinus (Patagonian blennie), 1134 nucleotides long. RefSeq names its product ras-related protein Rab-19 (gene rab19). The transcript is spliced from 5 exons. Bases 169 to 867 code for a protein of 232 amino acids. Lineage: Eukaryota; Metazoa; Chordata; Actinopteri; Perciformes; Eleginopidae. The record is from RefSeq and is a predicted model, not a curated record. Gene Ontology annotation, molecular function: GTP binding; GTPase activity. Gene Ontology annotation, cellular component: endosome; Golgi apparatus.
CUGAGAUGACGACAGAACAAGAGAGGGGGAGGAGAGAGAGAGAGAGAGACAGACUGAAUCAGAGCUGAAUACUCAUUCUGUGUUAACAUCUCACUGUGAUAUCAAUGUGUGCAGUCUGAGGUAUUGCGUCCUAUUGCAGAGGUUGAAAAGAAAAACCCAUAUCCCAAGAUGCAGUGGUGCCGGUGGGCUGGCAGUUGGAGGUCACACCUACCAAGACAGUCUGCAGGGCCGGAAAUUGAGGACUCUUUCGACUUUCUUUUCAAAAUCAUCCUGGUUGGGGACUCAGACGUGGGGAAGACCUGUGUGGUCCAGAGCUUCAAGUCUGGCAUUUUCAUUGGAAAACAGCAGAACACCAUCGGGGUGGACUUCACAGUUCGCACCCUGGAUAUCGAUGGCAAGAAGGUGAAGAUGCAGGUGUGGGACACAGCAGGACAGGAGCGUUUCCGCACCAUAACUCAGAGCUACUACCGCAGUGCCCACGGGGCCAUGGUGGCCUACGACAUCACACGCCGCUCCACAUUUGACUCUGUUCCCCUCUGGAUCAGAGAGGUGGAGCAGUUUGGAGCGUCCAGCGUGGUGCUGAUCCUCAUUGGUAAUAAAUCAGACCUUGAAGCUCAGAGGCAGGUUUUGUUCGAGGACGCUUGCACUCUGGCAGAAAACAACAGUGUGCUGGCUGCCCUGGAAACCUCCGCCAAGGAAGCCCAGAACGUCGAGGCAGCCUUCAUCCUCAUGGCCCGGGAGCUGCUGGCACGCAAUGGCAUGACCAUCACAGACGAGAUUUCCCAGGACUCGCCUAAAUUCAUGCUGAGCAACAGCUCCCACGCGGUCAACGGCUCCGAGUCUGCAGACAGAAAGUGUGGCUGCUGAACGGACUGGAACAGGGGACAGCUCUUUGUAUGAAAAAUAGUUUUGACAAUUUAUAAGAAACUACUUUAGUAUGUUGCAUUUGUGAACGUUUUGUAUAUAUUUUGACUUUGAUAUUUAUGCAUUUUGUUGAAUCAGUAACAGGUUUUAAAUGGUGGGUGCUUAUCAAACUUCUUUUGUAUUCUUCAGAGGGUAUGUUUAUAGGAUUACACACCUCUGCUGAAGGAAUGUACUAAAACUGCACUACAGUACACAGAAUAUUUGACUUGA